GAGAAAUUUCAGGCAUCAAAAUGAGGGGGGAAAACAGUACGUUUCAGAAAAAUUGACUAGAUAGAGAGAGUGCUGCAACGUUCCACAGGCGAAUUGCCAUGGCGGGAACGCUUCAAACCCUAAUCCUCUCCCCUGCAACCUCCAGGACGGUCCGGCUUUGUCCCCGGAACGUCCGAUUCUCCUCGCACGGCGGUCGUCUCUCCGUUCGCCCCGUCAAGAUUGGUCCAAAUCGCUCGGCUUCGCGGCCCAUUAGAGCCUGCGAGGCAUCAUCGGGUCAGGUAAGUGGAAAUGAUCAUGCUCCCGAAAUUCCUGGGAAGGUAAAGGCGGGAAACCCAUUCUCGAAGUUCGUUGCGGAUAAUUUUCUUCCUUUAGCUCUUAUAGGUGGAGUUGCCCUAGGACUUGCAAAUCCUAGUCUGGGUUGUCUUGCAGAUAGAUACUAUUUAUCGAAAUUUAGUACCUUUGGGAUCUUUAUUAUAUCAGGAUUGACAUUGCGGAGUGGAGAAAUUGGUGCGGCUGCAGAGGCAUGGCCUGUCGGAAUGUUUGGGCUUGGAUCAAUUCUAUUGUUCAGUCCAUAUUUUUCAAAGCUAAUUUUGCAAAUUCAGCUUCAGCCUCAAGAAUUUGUUACAGGACUGGCCAUAUUUAGCUGUAUGCCUACUACAUUAUCAAGUGGAGUGGCUCUUACUCAGCUUUCUGGAGGGAAUUCUGCUCUCGCUCUUGCAAUGACAGUGAUAUCAAAUCUGUUGGGAAUUCUACUUGUGCCAUUUUCUAUCUCCAAGUUCAUUGCUGAUGGAGUUGGAGUCACUGUUCCGACUAAGCAAUUGUUCAAAAGUCUAGUUCUCACACUUCUUAUUCCAUUAAUCCUGGGGAAGAUUUUGCGAGAAUCUUUCAGAGGCUUGGCAGAUUUUGUUGAUAACAACCGGAAGCUUUUCUCAAAGAUCAGUGCGGUUUUUCUCAGUUUAGUCCCAUGGAUACAGGUGAGCAGGUCAAGGUCACUUUUGCUGUUGGUCCAACCAGCAAUGUUUCUUGUUGCGAUUGGGAUGGGAACGGUUCUUCAUCUCAUCCUAUUAGCAUUUAAUGCUUUUGCUAUACAAUGUCUCUCAACUGUCACUGGUGGUGGUCAAUCUGUUUUUGCAAAGAAAGAAAAUGCAAAUGCUGCUCUUCUCGUGGCAAGCCAGAAAACUCUACCAGUAAUGGUGGCUGUCGUUGAGCAGCUCGGUGGUGCAUUUGGUGAAUCUGGUCUGCUGGUUCUUCCUUGUGUUGCGGCACAUUUAAUUCAGAUUAUAAUGGACUCCUUCCUCGUAAAUUUCUGGCUGCGAAAGGAUGCUGCUUCCAACAGUGUGAAGGUAGCUUGAUGCUUAAGCAUGUGCUCUUACCAGAUUCAUUCUGUAUGUUGUAUAUUAAUCUGCUUUUUGCAGAUGUGAGUGUUGAUUACUGCAUUGGAAAUAAAAUUUUUCAAUUGAUAGGGCA
This is a messenger RNA of Syzygium oleosum, 1467 nucleotides long. Its product is annotated as probable sodium/metabolite cotransporter BASS4, chloroplastic. Bases 99 to 1352 code for a protein of 417 amino acids. NCBI's taxonomy places the organism in Eukaryota, Viridiplantae, Streptophyta, Magnoliopsida, Myrtales, Myrtaceae. The transcript is spliced from 14 exons. Gene Ontology annotation, cellular component: chloroplast envelope. The record is from RefSeq and is a predicted model, not a curated record.